CUGCCUGUCCCCAACACAUUCUCCCCAGGGUGAUCUGAGCCACAGAGAGGACCGCGGCCGAUUAUGGAGAGCAGAGGCCCACUGGCCGCAUCGCCGGGGCUGCUGCUGCUGUUGCUGCUGCCGCUGCCACCUCACGGCCACCAGAGGAUCCAGGACCCUCCUGCUGUGCACCUCAGCAGUGGUUCAGGACAAGAGCCUAUCACCAUCAUGACCUUUGACUUCACCAAGAUCAGGAAAACCUCUUCCUCCUUUGAGCUUCGAACCUGGGAUCCAGAGGGAGUGAUUUUUUAUGGCGAUACCAAGCCCCAGGAGGACUGGUUUGUGCUGGGGCUUCGAGAUGGCAGGCCCGAGAUCCAAAUGCACAACCACUUGGCCCAGCUUACGGUGGGCGCCGGGCCCCGGCUGGACGAUGGGAAGUGGCACCAGGUGGAAGUGAAGGUCCUCGGGGAUUCACUGCUGCUGAGUGUGGAUGGGGAGGAGGUGCUGUGCCUGAGACAGGUCUCUGGGCCUCUGGGCAGCAAAGUCCAGCCUGUCGUGAGGAUUGCACUGGGGGGACUGUUGUUCCCUGUCUCCAGUCUCCGUUUGCCGCUGGUCCCCACCCUGGAUGGCUGUCUGCGCCGGGAAAAUUGGCUGGACCAACAGGCCCAGACCUCGGUGUCUGCCCUUACCAGCAGCCUCAGAAGCUGCGCUGCAGAGUCCCAGCCUGGCACAUUCUUCCCUCCGGGGACUCGAGCAGAAUUCAGUCUCCAAGACAUCCCCCAGCCUCAUGCAGAGCCCUGGGCCUUCUCUCUGGACCUGGGACUCCAGCUGGCAGCAGGUUCUGGCCACCUCCUUGCCCUUGGGACCCCAGAAAACCCUCCUUGGCUCAGCCUCCAGCUCCAAGGUCAAAAAGUGGUGCUGUCCUCUGCGUCGGGCCCACAGCUGGAUCUGCCUCUGGUCUUGGGACCCCCUCUUCAGCUGAAGCUGGGCGAGUCUGGGGCAGUCUUGAGCCAGAGGCCUAAGAAGGAGAUCCUUGCCCUGCCUCUCUUGGAUCCUGCCUCCCUCCUCAACCUCUGGGUCCAGCCACAGGGGCGCCUCUUCCUGGGGGCUCUGCCAGGAGAGGCUUCUUCGGCCUCCUUUUGCUUGGAUGGCCUUUGGGCACAAGGCCAGAAGUUGGACAUGGACCGGGCCCUGAGCAGAAGUCAGAACAUCUGGACUCACAGCUGUCCCCAGAGCCUAGGCAAUGACACGGACAGCACCCAUUAAACCCCCACCUAAGAAUCCCCUCGAAUGUCACUCGUUCAUUUACUCGACACAUCUUUACGGGGUAUCUGCAACGUACCAGGCACUGC
Panthera uncia (snow leopard) is the source of this 1331-nucleotide messenger RNA. RefSeq names its product sex hormone binding globulin (gene SHBG). Bases 64 to 1245 code for a protein of 393 amino acids. The record is from RefSeq and is a predicted model, not a curated record. NCBI's taxonomy places the organism in Eukaryota, Metazoa, Chordata, Mammalia, Carnivora, Felidae. Gene Ontology annotation, molecular function: steroid binding. The transcript is spliced from 8 exons.